This is a messenger RNA of Peromyscus eremicus (cactus mouse), 1424 nucleotides long. It is a transcript of the gene Med9, whose product is annotated as mediator complex subunit 9. The record is from RefSeq and is a predicted model, not a curated record. NCBI's taxonomy places the organism in Eukaryota, Metazoa, Chordata, Mammalia, Rodentia, Cricetidae. The coding region runs from base 82 to 510 and encodes 142 amino acids. Gene Ontology annotation, cellular component: mediator complex. Gene Ontology annotation, biological process: regulation of transcription by RNA polymerase II. Gene Ontology annotation, molecular function: transcription coregulator activity. The transcript has 2 exons.
CUUUUCCCGCUCGGCCUCCCGGGCGCGCAGCUGUGACGCAAGCAUUCCGCGACUUUCGGCAGUCACCGCACGCGUGGUGCCAUGGCUUCCUCGGGGGUGGCGGGUGGGAGACAGGCCGAAGAUCCACUGCAGCCGCCGCCGGAGCUACUGCCGGAGUCCAAGCCGCCGCCGCCGCCUCAGCCUCUACCGGUCGCCGCGCUCCCGCCGCCGGCGGCUCCGCGGCCGCAGUCCCCCUCAGGCGCCAAGGAGGAGAAUUACUCCUUUUUACCGUUGGUUCACAAUGUCAUCAAAUGCAUGGACAAGGACAGCCCAGAUCUCCACCAGGACCUGAAUGCUCUCAAAACAAAGUUCCAGGAGAUGCGGAAGCUCAUAGGCACCAUGCCCGGCAUCCACGUGAGCCCUGAGCAGCAACAGCAGCAGCUUCACAGCCUCCGGGAGCAAGUCAGGACCAAGAAUGAGCUUCUGCAGAAGUACAAGAGCCUCUGCAUGUUUGAGAUCCCCAAGGAGUAGGGCCUGCUCCCAGGACAGCUGCCAAGGGACUGAAAGCUUCACCCGGUCCUGUCCAGCUCCUUGGGAGCCCCCCUCUAAACUGUGAGGCCACAUGUGGCUGGUGGGGAGCCUCAGUGGCUGUACUCAGCCUUGACUAGCUAUGCCCCAGCCCCAUCAGCAGAUCUAGAGGGCACAGGAGGAGAGGAGGACGUGUUUCCUUCUUUCCCUCGGCUCCUCCCGCUCCCGAUACCAUCAGUGGGUAUCAGGUACAUACUGUUCCCGUUAACAGCAGUUUCAUGAAGCAUUUGCAUAGAAUUUGUGGGGUAAAUUAGGCCUGCACUCAGAUGGCAUGAAUUUAAUAUAAUUAAAGAAGGCUAGGAGAGUGUGAGCGUUGUUUUGAAAGGCCAGAGGGUGGGUGGCUUCUCCCCGCCCAACAGUUCACUUCCUUUUUUGUUUGAGCUCCUGAAUGAAACUGUAUCUCCGGGGAGUCUGCCCAGAGUCCUGCCAGCCACCAACUCCAGUUUCCAGCCUCCUGCAUACUAACCUGACAGGCUCUUGCUCCCUUUAUCUCCAUCACUCCGGGCAGUGCUCAGAAUAGCCAAAGCACUGCUUGCCUGGGGCCCUUUGUUCUUCCCACGCUGGCUCAAAGAGGCUGUUAAGUAAGCAGCUCUGCCCUGAUUCAUAGGCCCUGGCUUACAGCGUCAUCUCCCCUCUAGCCAAGGAGUCAGCCACAUUCGCUACCCUGCACAUGGUCCCUGCACACUUCUGGUUUGAAGCAGAGUGGUUGGAAGGGGUAAUCGGGUGGUUCCUCAGCCAUGGGUGUGUGUGGUCUGAGUUAGGUCUGAAGGGCAGGGGUAGCUAAGCCUGGGGGUUCCAUAGCUGUGUUGUAGAGUGUGCCCAGCUAGUCCCAGGUGGAACACUGUGUUCUCUCCCUC